Aspergillus saccharolyticus JOP 1030-1 is the source of this 1095-nucleotide messenger RNA. RefSeq lists its product as uncharacterized. Lineage: Eukaryota; Fungi; Ascomycota; Eurotiomycetes; Eurotiales; Aspergillaceae. The record is from RefSeq and is a predicted model, not a curated record. The transcript has 2 exons. The coding region runs from base 335 to 622 and encodes 95 amino acids.
GUAGGAGUCACCAUUCAGCAAAGAGAAGAGAACUCAAGAGAACUCAAAAGUGCCACGAUUCUUGGGGCUCGAAGCGAACUGGCGGAAUGACAGGAUGGCAGCGCGGAGAGUUUCUUGGCGACGCCACUGGCCUCAGAGAACCACCACCUCCCUCUCUCCCUUUGUCCGGGAGCCAACAACGAUCGGGAAUUCAGAUUAGCUCGGAUAGUCCGACUGCCAUUGACUUGUCAUUGAUUUCUUGUCUCUCCGUCUCCGUCCUGGUUGAGAAUGUCUCAUGCUGGCAGGGCUCACCUUGACACUCUUUCGGACAUGUCAGUGAUGGUGCAUCUCAUGCAUGCCUCGGCUAAUCUCCCCACGGCAGUUGGAGAGUCCCUCUGGUCAUUCAUUCACUCUCCGCCACGCAGCUGCUGUCAAGUCUUGGCCAGUCCGGGGUUGCGGGGAUUGCGAAAAAAAUGCGGGGAAAGCUGCCAGAUGCUGUGUGAUCCACUGCAUUCUGGCCUUCGUCUUCCCUCCUGUCGGCUAUCAGUCUGUGCUUCAUGAAAACCUUGAUAUCCCCUAUCACCCCCCGGGAGAGCAAAUGAUUGGGGUUCAAUGGUGGCCCCCAACUAUGCAGCUGUCAUGAUCGGGGGGGAAGUCACCCGGUGAGGAGUCCCUGAACACGUGGAACGGCCCUUCACUGGGUGGAGGUUGUCUUGGAUCCUCGUAAAGAGAUGCUUGGCAAAAGGAUGAUAAGAACCGCACACAACAGCCGAGCCAGACUCAAUCAUGACGCGGACAUCCCGAUCAUUUGCUAUUGGGACGAGGCUCGGAUCGUGAAGUCGGAACUGCUGGUGUUGACGUUGAGAAGAGCAUCCGGGUUAAGGAAUUAGCCAGGUUGGAGGCAAGAGCUAUAAAAGCGCUAUAAGAUCCCUGCUAGGGGGGUGUGUGUGUGUGUGUGUUGUGAUACAUACAUACUUUGUCCCUCGAGGCGCAGGAUCCUCUCCGCACUUUCCUCUUCAUCCACCUUCAUCCAUUCACCCAAAACCCCCCCCCGUGCCCACCACGAUGCAAGUGGAUUCAGUGGCGUCCGAGAAGGGACUCUCGCACCACCACGAG